AUGGUCGGGGUUCAGUUUGACAAGAAGGACAUAAUUCGGGUGGAUAAAAGUGCUGCUCUGCCUCGACUCACGCAGUCCCUUUUGGCGCAGUUCCAAAGGGUUCUUUGGGCAUGGGAUGGAGGCGAUCUUGAGAAAGACAGCACAGGGGUCACACGCCGAGCAUGGAACCUCCUCGACAUUAUCUGUCGCAUACUCGAACUUACUCAAAGUCACUAUGAACCUUCAUCCGACACCAUGCGAAACCUGGACGUGUGUAGGAAGAUUUAUUCACGAGCGAGGUCAUCCGAACAAAACGACCCCUCGGCUUCAUUGGCAGCUCUGCGAAAUGCACUGCACUUCACGCUCGCCGCUGCCAAAGCGUCUCGGGACCCUGCUCACUUGUGGGAUUUCUCGUAUUCAAGUUUAGGGACAGGCGAUUCCCACUUGCCAGAAGACUUCGAGUGGCUGGUGGAUUACUACCUUGACAUCUAUUCCGACAACCAGGAAGUGGCAUUUGACAUCCUUUUUAUACUGGGUAUCAUAAAAGUGCACUGCAGCCCUGCUAAACAACAUCGAUUCAUCGAGAGCCUCAUCGCCUGCAUGGGAAGUAACAUGCCUGUCCAUUUGCGUUAUGCCGCUCUUCGCGCUACUCACAUUGUCCGAGAAGAAAUCGUCUCGAUCGAUACCAUUGAUGCGAAGCUGCGGGAAAUGGUUUUAACCAAGUUAUCCCCCGCUAUCCUGACUACGGUUUCGAGGGAUUCCAACUGGCACCCCCAUUUGUUUGGGGAUCACCAUAUAGAUCGGUGCAUCAGCAUGGUUGGAGAGUACUGCAAAUCGUACUCGCUGCGUCCCUUUUACCUAUCUGGCAUCCUCCUCCGAAUUCCAUCUGAACAGUUGUCGGUUACAUCGCUCGAUGCUAUCACAGCGCAGCAGUGGUGGGACAUGAUGAGACACGCAUGGUACUAUGCCGACUCUGAAAUUGACGACAUACACUGUUUCGAGUUCCUCCCCGUCCUUGUGGAAGGCACGAAGAGGUACAUGCAGAUCGCGUCGGAAGGUCAUUUCAAGUAUCUCGUUAGCUAUGUGGAUGACGUUCUCAGAGCACUGAGGAGGCGCGAUUCAGAGCAGGGAGAGGGAGAGGGUGUUGUCGUUGCUGUGGAAGAGUUAAGGGCUGUAGCCAGCGAUAUGCGUGAGAAGUUGGUCAACAGUAAAGGAGUUAUUAGUCCUUGAUUAUUACG
Suillus subalutaceus is the source of this 1217-nucleotide messenger RNA. RefSeq lists its product as uncharacterized. The record is from RefSeq and is a predicted model, not a curated record. The transcript is spliced from 3 exons. The coding region runs from base 1 to 1209 and encodes 402 amino acids. NCBI's taxonomy places the organism in Eukaryota, Fungi, Basidiomycota, Agaricomycetes, Boletales, Suillaceae.